Podospora anserina S mat+ is the source of this 720-nucleotide messenger RNA. RefSeq lists its product as uncharacterized. Gene Ontology annotation, biological process: pyridoxine metabolic process; pyridoxal 5'-phosphate biosynthetic process. Gene Ontology annotation, cellular component: glutaminase complex; cytosol. The record is from RefSeq and is a predicted model, not a curated record. The transcript has a single exon. NCBI's taxonomy places the organism in Eukaryota, Fungi, Ascomycota, Sordariomycetes, Sordariales, Podosporaceae. The coding region runs from base 1 to 720 and encodes 239 amino acids. Gene Ontology annotation, molecular function: glutaminase activity.
AUGCCACCAUUAACCAUCACCGUCGGCGUCCUAGCCCUCCAAGGCGGCGUAGUAGAGCACAUCGCCCUCCUCAACCGCGCCUCGGCAAACUACCCAUCCGUAACCUUCCACUUCCUCGAAGUCCGCACACCCGAGCAACUCUCCCUCUGCGACGCCCUCAUCAUCCCCGGAGGCGAAUCCACAACCAUGGCCAUCGUCGCCCGCCGCCUCGGCCUCUUGGAGCCACUAAGGGAGUUUGUCAAAAUCAACAACAAGCCCGUCUGGGGGACUUGCGCCGGACUUGUAAUGCUAGCGGAGGAGGCCUCUGCCACGAAGCAAGGCGGGCAGGAACUCAUUGGUGGGUUGGACGUGAGAGUGCUGAGGAACAAAUUCGGGACGCAGGUGCAGUCGUUUGUGGCGGAUUUGAACUUGGAUUUCUUGGGGGAGGGGGAAGGACCGUUUAGGGGGGUUUUUAUCAGGGCGCCGGUGGUGGAGGAGGUGAUUGAUGGGGAUGGGAGGGUCAAGGUUUUGGGGACGGUGAAGAAGCCUGGGGAGGAGGAGGAUAUUGUUGCUGUGAGGCAGGGGAAUGUUUUUGGGACGAGUUUUCACCCCGAGUUGACGGGGGAUGUGAGGGUGCAUGCUUGGUGGUUGGGGAAUGUGGUUGAGGCUUUGGGACAGGGAGGGGAGGGUAAGGGGUUGGUGGUGGGGAAGGGGAAGGGUGAUGCUGGGAAGGUUUAUUGA